CACUCACGGUCCUUCCUUCGUGCUUCGAGCAAAUAUAAAUAUUGGGCAACGGGCUGAGUAAAGUAUAACGAAACAGUUUGCUGAGCUGAACACAUCUCAACAUGAAGAUGAUCGCUGGUGUUGUAUUCGCUCUGGCGUCCGCUACGGCGGUGCAGGUUGGCUUUGCGCCUGCAGCUACUAGCUACAUCUACAGAAGCGACAACGGCGGCCCUGGGAACCUCGUCCAGCUGGGACCGCAUGGCUACGAGCAGCCACAGCUCUACGCACCCUUACCUCUUCAACAACCAAUCAAAGCCCUCGAGGCAUACGACCUUGUGCCGGCGCCUUUACCCUACAUCGCCGCUAAACCUAUUGCGGUUAUAGACGCAGAAGAUGACGAAGGUUCCGACGAGGAAUCAGCUGAGUACAACGGAGGACAUGGACUCGGGUACGAGAAAGGAGCCGGCAGCGAUUAUGGCGAGGAACAUCACGCCGUACACGGUGAGAAGGGCAGCAAAGGCUUCAACACUAAAGGUCACCACGAGAAGGGACAAUCCGGCAGCUACGGCAAGGAGCACGGUGAAGGUUUCUACGAAGAAGGUGAUGGUAAGAAGAAAGCCUUCCAUGACGAGGCCGGCGCUCACGGCAAGCAUUACGAAGCGGGAAAAGGUUACAAGGGGGGAGAUCACGGACACAAGAAGCACUUCAGCAAGGGCGAGGAGGUGACCGGCUACCACAAGGUGUUCAACAAGGAUGAAUUCAAGAAGGACCACGACUUCUAUGACGUAGCAGACAAGAGCGGACACUUCAAGAAGCACGGCUACGAAAACAAGCACCACGGAUCCGAGGCGAGCGGUCACAAGAAGGGUGGACAGGGUGAGUCAGGCUACGACAAGGGUGAUUUUGGAAAAGGUGGAUAUUAUGCUAAGGGUCAUGUUGACGAUGAUCAUGAGGGUCACUCUGCUGAGGAAGGUGAUGAGAGCCAUUACGAGCACGGCGAGGACUAUGGCAAGAAGGGCGGCAGUGCUCACGAGAAGGAAUACGCGUAUGGUGACCAUGGAGACGAUGACGACGACGACAAGGAAUGAACGAUUAAUGUCUAACACUUGUAAAUAUCUGUUAACUAUUUAUUUCAAUUAAUUUUGUUAUGUUUGAUAUACGAAAGCUGGUUUUUUACAGUGCAUGAAUAUACGAUUUAC
This is a messenger RNA of Papilio polytes (common Mormon), 1178 nucleotides long. RefSeq names its product oleosin-B3-like. Lineage: Eukaryota; Metazoa; Arthropoda; Insecta; Lepidoptera; Papilionidae. The transcript has a single exon. The record is from RefSeq and is a predicted model, not a curated record. Bases 102 to 1067 code for a protein of 321 amino acids.